Molecule: messenger RNA, 563 nt
Organism: Spirodela intermedia
Lineage: Eukaryota; Viridiplantae; Streptophyta; Magnoliopsida; Alismatales; Araceae
Source: the annotation of a GenBank genome assembly
AUGGCCGCUCCCGAUGUUGAGUUCCGUUGCUUCGUCGGUGGCCUCGCUUGGGCCACCGACGAUCGGUCUCUCGAGAGGGCCUUCAGCGAGUUCGGCGAGGUCAUCGAGUCGAAGGUACUGUUUUCUUCUUCAGAUCGCGUUCUGAGGUUUUUUUGUUGUUCGGUCUGUCCGAUCCAAUGGAUCUGACUAGGAGGUUGGAUGUUCUGCAGGUUAUCAAUGACCGAGAGACCGGAAGGUCCAAGGGCUUCGGCUUCGUGACCUUCAGCAACGAGCAGGCGAUGAACGACGCCAUCAAGGGGAUGAAUGGCCAGGAUCUGGACGGCAGGAGCAUCACUGUCAACCAGGCCCAGUCCCGAGGCAGCGGUGGCUUCCGCAGCGGCGGCGGCGGCGGUUACGGCGGUGGCUACGGCGGGCAACGCCGCGAGGGCGGUGGCUACAGCCGCGAAGGCGGUGGUGGUGGCGGCUACAGCCGCGGCGGCGGGCGCGACCGUGGUUACGGCGGCGGAUCUGACCGCUUCUCCAGGGGCCAGGACGGUGGCUCGGACGGGUACUGGAGGAGCUGA